UUAAAGGUAACCAAAAUUGAAACAAAGUUCACAAGUUUAUAAAACACAAAGCACUCAUAAGAAAGCUGUCAAUCCUUUAGAGCUCCAAAUCAGUAGCAGUCUAUACCUCGUUUUUAGCACACAAUCAUCAAACAAAUCAUCAAAAUUUUUAUAUUUCGCUAAGAUAUUCUGGCAGCGUUAGUUUUCGUGAACUCAAAGGAAAGCCCCCAAGAGGAGUUAAAAACUUUACGAACCGUGCCGCAUCGUAAACUUCCUAAUUUCGGCCAGAAUUUCUGGACGUAUGCGAGAUAUGCAGCCGUUGAGAAUGCUGAUCCACUGCCUGGCUACUAAGCAGGUACAGAUGAUUACCCAAAUACGUCGGUCCAGUGGUGGCAGCAGCUAUCCGGAGGUGGUCUUUCCCGACGACCAGGACAUCGAACCGGAAGAUGAACAAGAAUUGAUGGAUCCUCAGUAUCCGAUCCUUCACGGCCGUCACACCGAUCUCUUCUACAUGCCGCACUGCGUGGGUCCGGCGUACCAGGGCCUCAUCUCUUCAGUUGAUCAGCCAUAUGAAACUUCCUACUAUGCUGCGGAUGGGCAGUUGUUGGUCGAGGGAAGCAAUAGUGUCCUUGGGUCUGUAGUCGCACCUACCGACAUGUGUGUCGUGGCGUGCCCCAAGCUCUUGGUAGCCUCUAUGCGUCGUCUGUUCUAUCAUCCGUACGCCGGUUUUGGCAGCUCGAUGAACUUCAGCAUUAUUCGGCUGCGAUUCAAACAAGCGGAUAUUGACUUUGCUCUUCGGUCCUUUAUACUUUUCGCUAACCACACUGCGCGCGAAAUAAUGCAUAACGGCUACUGGGCGGACUUUAUCAAUCCGCUUACUGGUCGCGCCCACUUCCGGGCUGCCCACUCCAACCGGAAACUAUGUCGCGAGGCCCAGUUCUUUGGCCGUGGGUUGUCCUUAACCAAUAACAAUGGCUGCACCAUUAUCAAGGAAGAAAAAAGCGACCAGUUCACCGGCUGCAUCUUCACGGACACACCCUGCAAGGUCCUCGAGUCGUGGUGCUCUUAGAGGAUCAUGAGAUCGCCGCACAACUGCUCAUUUCCAUGUCUGUGAUUGUGUACGCAUUAAAAUCGAGUUAAGAAAUCAUGUCUCCCAACGACGAGGACUAUUUCCGCAAAUUUUACGUAGUGCAUUUUGAUCAUUUUCAUUUCGAUAAAGCCGAUAGGGGCAGUCCCUUUACAUUACCUGUAUAUCCAAAUUUUGAAAUUUUACAAUUUGAUGAUGUCUUUUGUAAAUGAACAAGUGGCUGUUAAAUCGGGUUUACCACCUCUCUUAAAAAGGCGAUGAUAAAUGGAGCCGGACAUGUUGAGCAUUUGCAUAUUGUUUUAUAAUUUUAGAAAAUAUAUUCUCCUGGCUAUUCAGAUGUCUUUAUUUACUGUAUAUAAAAAACUUUAUCAUAAAAUGACAAAAUAAAUAUAGAAAUGUUGA
Molecule: messenger RNA, 1468 nt
Organism: Drosophila eugracilis
Lineage: Eukaryota; Metazoa; Arthropoda; Insecta; Diptera; Drosophilidae
Exons: 1
Coding region: 281-1048 (255 amino acids)
Biological process (GO): cobalamin metabolic process
Source: RefSeq, a predicted model, not a curated record